This is a messenger RNA of Nicotiana attenuata, 1585 nucleotides long. RefSeq names its product pistil-specific extensin-like protein. The record is from RefSeq and is a predicted model, not a curated record. The coding region runs from base 134 to 994 and encodes 286 amino acids. NCBI's taxonomy places the organism in Eukaryota, Viridiplantae, Streptophyta, Magnoliopsida, Solanales, Solanaceae. The transcript is spliced from 3 exons.
AUUGACAACUCAUAUUACUUCUCAGGACUGCAUCUAUAAAUAAUUUGACAACUGUAUCCCAAAGUCAUGACCUUUGUUCUAUAAGAUUUGUUCAGCCACAUUACAGGGCUGGCAGUGAAAUUUUUUGGCGAAGAUGAGAUUUCGAGGCAAUGACAGCCCCGCCAAGGGCUGUCAUUUACCACGAAUGUUAGUGACAAUAUUGGCCACAUUAACUGUUGCUAAUGUUGUUUCAGCGGAUCCUUAUGUAUAUUCUUCUCCUUCAUUGCCUUCACUUCCACUAUCAUAUGCCUAUAAAUCACCACCUCUUCCAUCGCCAUCUCUACUUCCACCAUAUGUGUAUGCAUCUCUGCCUCCGCCUCUGUCUCCGCCGCCGCCUUCUUCACUUCCAGCACCCUAUGGUCCACGUCAUCACUUGGUGGUUAAGGUUGUUGGAAAAGUCUACUGUAUAAGAUGCUACAAUUGGAAAUGCCCAAAAAUGUCUCACGGCAAGAAACACCUCAAAGGUGCUGUUGUUCAAGUGACUUGCAAUGUUGGUGACAAGAAAAUUGUGAAUUUUGGUAACACUAAGAUCAAUGGCAAAUUUAGCAUUACUCUCAAAGGAUUUGAUUAUCACAAAUAUGGAGCAAAGGCUUGCAAAGUUAAACUUCAAAAGGCACCAAAAGAUUCAAAAUGUAACAUUCCAACAAAUCUUGAUUGGGGAAUUAAGGGUGCUAAUCUCAAAGUGAAAUCAAAGAAUAAUUAUGAAGUUGUACUCUAUGCAAAAUCAUUUGCUUAUGCUUCUAAGACAUUUUUUAGGGUAUGCAAAAAGCCCAAGCCUACACUUGCGCGCGAUACCACUUCAAAUCUUCUCCAAACGAAUCACCGACUUAUGUUUAUAAGUCACCUCCGCCUUCAUCACCAACAUAUGUUUACAAGUCACCUUCUCCUCCAGCCUCGAUAUACGUUAACAAAUGCCAUCACCACCUUCUUACAAAACUCGGCCACCACCAACUAAGUCUGAAUCGUCUCUUUAUUAUUAUUAGUCUCCACCAUCACUAACACCUGCACCUAUAUUGUAUUAUAAGUCAUCUUCUCCUCCAAGCGCGACAUACGUUAACAAAUUCCAUCUUAUUACAAAAGUCGGUCACCACUAACUAAGUCUCAUCCGUUUCCUUAUUAUUACAAGUCUCCACAUCCGCCUUCACCAAAACCUGCACCUAUAUAGUAUUAUAAAUCAUCUCCUCCAAUAUAUUACUAAGUUUUUCAAGGAGCUCAGCCACCAUCCACAAAGUCAACAGAAUUUCACUUUAAAGAACAAAAUAAGUGGUGAUUUCAAGAAGGGGAGAUUCGAAUAUCAACUGUACAUAGCACUAAGUAAUUUAUCAAAUGAGUUCUUCAAUUUUGCUUACUGAAAAAUUGAUCAGUUGUAUCGUAAUUUAUUGUUGUAGGAAUAUACUGGGUAUGUUGUUGUCGUCGUAAUUUAUUAUUGUAUAAAGGAUGUCCUCUUUUUUUGAUUCAUUUUUCCUAUUAGCUAUUAUGAGUUGUUUCAUUGUACCCUUUUUGUGCUAUGGCACCAAAUUAAUAAAAAGAUUAUCUUUUUGUUCUA